Molecule: messenger RNA, 833 nt
Organism: Zea mays
Lineage: Eukaryota; Viridiplantae; Streptophyta; Magnoliopsida; Poales; Poaceae
Exons: 4
Coding region: 120-374 (84 amino acids)
Biological process (GO): tRNA transcription by RNA polymerase III; transcription by RNA polymerase I; transcription by RNA polymerase II
Cellular component (GO): RNA polymerase III complex; RNA polymerase I complex; RNA polymerase II, core complex
Molecular function (GO): DNA binding; zinc ion binding
Source: RefSeq, a predicted model, not a curated record
CUCGCUUCUCUUUCGUUCACAAUCACAACCUCCACGACCAACGAGGCAACGACCAAACGUCCAAACCCUUCCCCCUCCCUAGCUCCGUGCUCCAGCGGGAGUCCGCGGCGGCGGUGAAGAUGAUUAUCCCAGUGCGCUGCUUCACCUGCGGCAAGGUUAUUGGGAACAAGUGGGAUCUAUACCUCGACCUCCUCCAGGCCGACUACUCAGAAGGGGAUGCUCUGGAUGCUUUGGAAUUGUUCCGCUACUGCUGCAGGCGAAUGCUCAUGACACAUGUUGACCUCAUUGAGAAGUUGCUCAACUACAACAGAGAUAUUGCUGUCUCUAUAUCCGAAGUAUUAAUAUUAUUCAAUCACAUGCGGCCGUUCUGGUAGACGUUCUAAUGAUGUCCAUCAGGCGAUGGCGUUACUUGCCAGUACCAGACAACCAAACAUCAAUCAACGAAAGAGACUUGAAAGGGCAAGGGCAAUAUCGAGAGUUUACCUUGAGACUGUCUUUGUUGCCUCGCCAACUCAUCUUGAGCAUUGCCGUCUGGUAAGGUAUCAGUCCGUGGCCAGAAAAAAUAGGCAACGGUGGAAUACAUUAUGCUGCUUUGGUUCAGCCACAAAAGAGGCAACGUUAAUGGGAAUAUCUACCCUAGGUAUCUGUUACAUGCAAUGAUCAGCGGGUUUUGUUUGGUUGCAACCGAGGUGAACAGCUUGGCAUUGAAUCACGACUAGUGGGGAGCGGUAAUGAUUUUUCACAAGUCUGUAACAGAUGUCACGGUGAUUGAUUGCAGCCUAUUACAACCAAACAUAGGGUUAUGCAAUAUUAUAACCAAACAUAAAGUUACG